UCCCCCUGAAUUAGAAAUAGGAUUUUAGAACUUUUUUUUCCCCCGGAGGUGGGAGGAAGCCUUGCACGGGCCACUUUUAGCUGCUUUUAAAAAAAACCACUUCAAGCAGGAAAUACGGCAGGAAUGUUGACAAUACAGUUUGCAGAUGUCAUCAUUUCGCUUCUCUCCCAAGAAAAUGCAGCUCAGGACAAGUCCAAGUGAAAUACAAUUUUCAGUAUUUUUUAGACCUCGGAGGGAUUAAUCUCCAGCUCCGAUUCUCCGAUUCUCCUACUUUUCUCGCUUCCCCGCGGAAAAAGCAGCUCCGGCAAGGUUGCUGGGGAACCUCCACUCCGGCAACAGCAUGCAGUAGAGAGCGACAUCCUCUAGGAGGAGCUGCGCAGCUCUCCACUCCAUCCCAGAAGUCCUACCUGGCAUCGGCGGACUCCGGUUCCGCCCCGAUCGAGGUUGUUGUGCUUUUAAACGCAUGCGCAGCCGCGCCCCGUGGUGCCUCCGCCGCUGGUGUUCAGGAUCGGAUCUGGCAGCCGGAGCGAGAGAAGAAGUGGGAGCUGCUGUUGCUGACUCGUCGCCUGCGGCUGGGAAGGGUGGUAUUGCUGGCCUCCACAGAUCUGUUCAUCUUGAUGCUUAUGGAGAAUUGUUUGCUCGAAGCCUGAAUCUCUGAAUCUUCCAAGGACUUACCUUAACAAGGAAGAGGAUUGGUGAUUCUUCACAGAGCCUGGGAUUUAGCAACUGGCUUCUAAUAUAACACUCUAUAUAACAAUGAUUGCUAUCUUCAUAUGAUGAUUUUUUUAUCAUGGCAAAUGACACUUUAGAAGGUUUUCAUGAAGUGAAUCUAGCUUCCCCCACUACUCCAGAUCUUUUAGAAGUGCACGAAUCUAAAGCUUCUGAAGAACCUACCUCACCUACCAUUAUUUACCGGCUUCAUCCUUCAGCUGUGUGCUCCUUACCUAUUCAACCAAGUGCUCUGAAUGUGACUGACCUUCCUACACAACCUGUCUACUCAUCUGCCAGGCACCUAAAUUGUGCAGAAACACCAGGUAUCAGCAUCAAUGUCACAGAAACUGUACCGUGUUCUACCUCAGGAAGCUAUGGUGGGUUGUCCAAACAUGAUCAUUCCAGGAAGGACAACUGUAGCGCAGAGAGAGAAUUUUUGCAGGGUGCAACAGUAACAGACUUUUCUGAAGGAAGAGAUGAUGUUUUUGGGCUAAGCACAGAUAGCCUGUCUCGUCUGCGAAGUCCAUCGGUAUUGGAAGUUAGAGAGAAAGGCUAUGAAAGACUGAAAGAGGAACUUGCUAAAGCUCAAAGG
This is a messenger RNA of Thamnophis sirtalis, 1303 nucleotides long. The record is from RefSeq and is a predicted model, not a curated record. Lineage: Eukaryota; Metazoa; Chordata; Lepidosauria; Squamata; Natricidae.